Fusarium redolens is the source of this 378-nucleotide messenger RNA. RefSeq lists its product as uncharacterized. The coding region runs from base 1 to 378 and encodes 125 amino acids. The transcript has 3 exons. The record is from RefSeq and is a predicted model, not a curated record. NCBI's taxonomy places the organism in Eukaryota, Fungi, Ascomycota, Sordariomycetes, Hypocreales, Nectriaceae.
AUGUCCAUAUCGCCUCUAUGCUCAUUCAAUCAAGUAUUGUUGAAGACAGUGAUUCAGACAACUGCGCCUGCUAUGGCGCAUACAGGGCUGACGGGAAGCCCCUAUGUUAUUUGUGGAUAUGAGCGAAAACGACAUAAAUCGGAUCAGAUGCAAGAAGAAAACUUGGAGAAAGGCCUCCGUCGAUUUGUUCGUUCCUUCGGACAAGAUACGCUGUCUAUUAACUCUCGAGACACCGAAAGUUAUCGGUUGGCCGUCAUCAUGUUAGACCAGGAGGUAACCCAGGAAGAAGCAGAUAUCGAAAUCGGAAUAGCUAAUCUCAUGGUUCAUAAGAGACAACGAACGAUGGUCUUAAGGGGUGACAUGAGCAACAAUGCAUAA